GUUUUCACACGCCGGCUUCCACUUCGCUUGUUCGCAGUCUGCCAAAGCGAAGCACCCAAUCGCAAGCAAAAUCCUCUCUUUCCGCUGCUCAGCUCCUCCGAUCCGUUUGACCUCACCAAAUUCCUCAGAUCUCUCCGGGAAAUCUCGGUUUCUACUCUUCGGCGAACCCUAGGGGAGAUUGCAGCUGUGUUCGAUUCUUUCCUGUCCAUUUUCUGUCGGUGCAGGGAUUCAACGAUCGUGGCGAAGGAUUUCAUGGCGUCUGGGCCGCUGGUCGGCGCCGGAGGCGAAGGUUCCCGCGGAAAUCACCGGUGGGCGGAGAGCGGCAAGGUCUACUCGCGCAAGCCUUUUAGCAAGAUCCCUAGAUCGUCGCCUAAUUCUCAGCCGAUUGCGCAGACCUCGGCUGCAGAAGAAGUCGAGGAACUCGGCUCCGUUUGCCGCCAGAACCCCCACCUUCCGCUGGGAGCCGACGAUGGCUCGUCCAGGUUGAAGCGGCUCCCAGCCGAGCCCUCUUUCGGCGCCGCCGCUAAUGGCCGUGGCCGCAUCGCCACCGUCAGUCAUGCUCCUAGUUCGCGUCAGGAAGCGCUGGACCUGCGCAGGAAGCUGGCUUCCGAGCUCGAGCAGAUACGUGUCCUCUCCAGGCGGCUGGAGGCCCAUGAGCUCCAGGUCGCCUCCGUUGCUGGAUACGCACAUUCACAGCUCUCGGCUACCGAUCCAAACACACCGGUCUCCACGAAGAGAGCACCAGAGGCAGCCACGCCUACGACUGCACCUUCUGGUCAAUUCCGCCCUUUCCUCAGCGUCUCCGUUGAUGCCACGAAUGAUACCCUGGGCGAGGGAGCUGAGAAGGAGAAGCGAACGCUUAAGGCCAACCAGUACUACAAGAAUUCUGAAUUUCUUCUGGGCAAGGAUAAGUUGUCACAGCCUGAUCUUCAUAGCCAAAAGAAAUCCAAGACAAACACUGGUAAGAAGCAAUCUUUAGGGUUAUCUGAAUACAACAGCUCCCAUUUGGAAGAGAAGAAGAUAUAUGCACAGGCCUUCAAAAGCUGUGGCGUGCUUCUCUCCAAGUUGAUCAAGCACAAGUUUGGCUGGGUGUUCAACAAGCCAGUUGAUGCCAAAGCACUUGGCCUUCAUGAUUACUAUACCAUUAUCAAGCAUCCAAUGGACCUUGGCACAGUUAAGUCUCGGCUUGCUAAGAACUGGUACAGCUCCCCACGAGAUUUUGCUGAGGAUGUUAGGCUUACCUUUCGCAAUGCCAUGACUUACAAUCCCAAGGGACAGGACGUCCACGUCAUGGCCGAUCAACUUCUGCAAUUGUUUGAGGAGCAAUGGCCUGCUAUUGAGGGUGAGUUUUCCUUUCUUGCCUACCCGCCAACCUCAAAGAAGCCUCGACCUGUUGACAUGAGAAUGCUGGAGAGAUCAGACUCCACUGUGCAUCCUGUGGCAGUUGAACAAAAGACAAAACCAGUGAGCCAACCAAUGCACAUAGGUCGAGGACCAGCUCCAAAGAAACCCAAGGCCAAGGAUCUCAAUAAGAGGGACAUGACUUUUGAGGAGAAGCAGAGGCUCAGUAAUAACUUGCAAAAUCUACCUCCAGAGAAGUUGGAGAACAUUGUGCAGAUUAUUAAGAAGAGAAAUUCUUCUCUUAGCCAGCAUGAUGAUGAGAUUGAAGUUGACAUAGAUAGCGUCGAUGUGGAGACCCUUUGGGAGCUGGAUAGAUUUAUCACAAAUUACAAGAAGAGUUUGAGCAAGAACAAGAGGAAGGCUGAGCUUGCAACUCUCUUUAAGCCUGAGGCUGAAGUUGAUGCACAUGAAACAUCACAUGAAAAGACUCAUGAUCCAAUUGUCACUGAAUUGCCUGAGAAUAGCAAGAAAGUGGUGGAUGAGAAGUAUGUAGCUUCUUCAUCGCCAGUUGGAGGGGAAAAGAAGGGAGAUAAUGGAAGUAGAUCUAGUUCAAGCAGCUCUAGUAGUGAUUCAGGAUCUUCAUCUACUGAUUCCGAUAGUGAAAGUUCCUCUGCAUAUGGUUCAGAUGCUGCACAUUCACCUAGAACAUGAACAUUUUGGAAAGAAGCCAAUUACCCAUUGCAUAAGAUGGCGGCUGGACUAAAGGCCUAGGAUAAUGAUAUAGAACACACCGGUGAUGGUAAAACUUGGGGCAUCGACUUUGUGACCGAAUGUUAUGUGAUGUAUGAAAGAUCUGAUAUUAUCUAGUUAGUGUUUAAGUAAUCGUGGUUAGAUACCACUGAAAGUGGUAGAAAGCCUUCUGGUCUAAUUUCCAGUUCCUCAUUCAUGCAAAUAUCUAUUGUAGGUAGUAAUUUAUCGAUAAAAAAAUAAUUUAGUUUAGGUAUGUUCCCGCAGAUGAGCGAUGUAUAUGUUGUUGAUUAGCAGUUGAGCAAUCCAGCCUCACCAGUAUUAAUCACCCUGUAAAAAUCUGACACCCUGCAGAUUGUUCCACUGUUAACGUAUUUCUCAACAUAUCAUUUUGAUUGUUGAUUCUGUGGAUUUUGAAUUAUAGAUGCUAAUUGGAUGGGUGUUUGCCAAA
Molecule: messenger RNA, 2539 nt
Organism: Zingiber officinale
Lineage: Eukaryota; Viridiplantae; Streptophyta; Magnoliopsida; Zingiberales; Zingiberaceae
Product: transcription factor GTE4-like
Exons: 5
Coding region: 253-2052 (599 amino acids)
Molecular function (GO): protein binding
Source: RefSeq, a predicted model, not a curated record